Messenger RNA from Brassica oleracea var. oleracea, 1776 nucleotides. RefSeq lists its product as uncharacterized. The coding region runs from base 1 to 1776 and encodes 591 amino acids. The transcript has a single exon. The record is from RefSeq and is a predicted model, not a curated record. Lineage: Eukaryota; Viridiplantae; Streptophyta; Magnoliopsida; Brassicales; Brassicaceae.
AUGGUCCUAGUUGAGGAGCUCUCCUACGUACCAACAUCACAUGGAGAAGACGAUGAUGUAUCCUCUUAUGAUGAUGAUGACGAUUCAUUAACCCCAUCUAUAGUCUUCGACCAAAUCAUGGGACCCACAGUGAUGCUUGCAUCCCACGAGCACCCUUUCUACAUACACGGUAGCAGCAACGGUCACUGCGACGGAUGUCCAGAACGUAGAGACAACGGUUUCUUUGGCUACAGCUGCCCUACCUGCGACUUGACCGUCCACAAAGAAUGUGCUGAGUCAUCGCCAGAGAUUAACCAUCCUUCUCACCAGAGACAUCCUCUCACGCUCUUCAAACAUGGCCUACCACUAGCUGCCGCAGACGAUAAGUGUCGUCUAUGUGGAGAAAAGCUUGGAAAAUUAGUAUACCAUUGCUCCAUAUGUGAUUUCAGCAUAGAUCUUUAUUGUGCGCGAAAUCCGCUUGAGUUAGUCGUUCACUACCCCAAAGGUCAUGAACAUAUCCUCACUCUCAUGCCAAGGCUCAUACGCUUCACUUGCAAUGCAUGUGGUCUUGAAUCCGACCGAUCUCCUUACGUUUGUCCUCAGUGUGAUUUCAUGAUCCAUGAAGACUGUAUCUACUUGCCGCGCGUCAUAAGCAUUAUACGUCAUAGACAUCGCAUCUCUCGCACUUAUUUUCUCGGCUCUGGAGAUUGGACUUGUGGAGUUUGUCGAAGAAGAGUUGACGGGAGAUAUGGGGCGUAUUGCUGCUCUAUUUGUCCAGACUACGCGGUUCAUUCAAAAUGCGCCACGAGAAGUGAUGUGUGGGAUGGGCGAGAGCUUGAGGACGAGCCAGAAGAAAAUGAUGAAUGCGAAGAGCCCUUUUGGGUUGUGACUGACGGGGUGAUAAAUCACUUUAGCCAUCGAGAACACGAUCUACGACUUGAGGAUGGUCUUGCUAAUAUCCAUGGCGAGCACACUCGUUGUAAAGCAUGCGUUCGUCCUGUCUAUUCUAACUCAUUCUACAACUGUAUGCAUUGUGAUGAUUUCGUUCUGCAUGAAACAUGUGCUAACCUUCCUCGAAAGCAACGACAUGUGCUUCACAAUCAUCAACUUACUUUGUACAAUGAUGAUAGCAUAGUCAUGGACUUCCCAAGUACUCGUGGAAUAUUCUUAUGCUCUGCUUGCGACCGACUAUGCAGUGGUUUCAGGUAUGAAUGUUGCAAUAUCAAGUUAGAUGUACGAUGCGGUUCAAUAUCCGAACCAUUCUUCUACGAAUGCCAUCCGCAUCCUCUGUUCCAAACUUCAAUAGGUAGCAAGAUAUGUGUGGUUUGCAAGCAAGAGUCGGUUUAUGUUCUUUCUUGUAUGGACUGCGAUUUUGUUUUAGAUUUCAAGUGUGCUACCUUACCAAAUAGGGUAAGGUACAAAUACGAUAAGAAGCCUCUCAGUUUAUGCUACGAUGGAGACAAGGACGUGACAGGUAGCUACUGGUGCGAGAUAUGCGAGGGAGAAAUGGAUCAAAAGAUAAUGUUCUACACUUGCGAAAGUUAUGGCUCGACUAUUGAUAUUCACUGCGUACUCGGAGACUUCAGGUAUGUGAAGCCUCGACUGCAGUUUGAGUUCAAUGGAAAAAAAUGGAAAGUGGCUUUAAAUGGUAUAAAUCGACCAGGAUGUUACAAGUGUGGCUUUCGUUGCAAAGGACCUUUUGUUGCAGUAAGGGUAGGCUAUGAUAAUGGUGUUGUUUGUUCUCUUUCAUGUUUAUGGAAAGGAGAUACUUUCGAAUUUAUAAGAAGAAUAGACUAA